GGAGGCUGCGGCUUUGGGCGCGCACAUCGGCCGCGGCUCCCCCGCACCUGCGGCCAUGGACGAGGAGCGCGCCCUCCACAUCGUCCGCGCGGGCGAAGCGGGGGCUAUCGAGCGGGUCCUGAGAGAUUACAGCGACAAGCAUAGGGCUACUUUCAAAUUUGAAACAACAGAUGAAGAUAAAAGAAAGAAACUCUGUGAAGGCAUAUUUAAAGUCCUUGUAAAGGAUGUCCCAACAACAUGUCAAGUGUCCUGCCUGGAAGUCCUCCGCAUUCUCUCCAGAGACAAAAAGAUUUUAGUUCCUGUAACAACUAAAGAAAAUAUGCAGAUACUGCUAAGACUAGCCAAGCUAAAUGAGUCGGAUGAUUCCCUGGAGAAGGUGUCAGAGUUCCCGGUUAUUGUGGAGUCAUUAAAAUGUCUGUGUAACAUAGUGUUCAACAGUCAGAUGGCACAGCAGCUCAGCCUGGAACUUAAUCUUGCUGCAAAGCUCUGUAACCUACUGAGAAAGUGCAAGGACCGGAAAUUUAUCAAUGACAUCAAGUGCUUUGACUUGCGUUUGCUCUUCCUCUUGUCACUUUUGCACACCGACAUCAGGUCACAAUUACGCUAUGAGCUCCAGGGACUACCGCUGCUAACCCAGAUCUUGGAAAGUGCCUUUAGCAUCAAGUGGACCGAUGAGUAUGAAUCGGCCAUAGACCAUAAUGGACCUCCUCUCUCACCUCAGGAGACAGACUGUGCCAUCGAGGCCCUCAAAGCUCUCUUCAAUGUGACAGUAGACAGUUGGAAGGUGCAUAAAGAGAGCGAUUCUCAUCAGUUCCGUGUCAUGGCAGCUGUCCUUCGCCAUUGUUUACUAAUCGUAGGUCCAACUGAAGACAAAACAGAAGAACUUCACAGUAAUGCAGUCAACCUUUUAAGCAAUGUUCCGGUCUCUUGUUUGGAUGUUCUCAUUUGUCCAUUAACCCAUGAAGAAACAGCCCAAGAGGCAACAACCCUAGAUGAUCUGCCCGGUGAUCAGACAGCUGAGAAAGAAACAGUUUUGAAAAACAAUACCAUGGUAUACAAUGGAAUGAAUAUGGAGGCCAUUCAUGUUUUACUCAAUUUUAUGGAGAAGAGAAUUGACAAGGGAAGCAGCUAUAGAGAGGGCCUAACUCCAGUUCUCAGCUUAUUAACAGAAUGUUCCCGAGCCCAUCGAAACAUCAGAAAAUUUCUCAAAGAUCAGGUUUUACCACCAUUGAGGGAUGUGACAAAUCGACCUGAAGUUGGCUCAACUGUGAGAAAUAAGCUGGUGCGCCUCAUGACUCAUGUUGACCUUGGAGUCAAGCAAAUUGCUGCUGAAUUCCUUUUUGUCCUUUGCAAAGAGAGAGUGGAUAGCCUGCUGAAAUACACUGGCUAUGGGAAUGCUGCAGGACUGUUGGCGGCCAGGGGCCUCUUGGCUGGAGGAAGAGGAGAUAAUUGGUACUCAGAGGACGAGGACACAGACACUGAAGAAUACAAAAAUGCAAAACCAAACAUUAAUCUUAUCACUGGUCAUUUAGAGGAACCAAUGCCAAACCCUAUAGAUGAAAUGACAGAAGAACAAAAAGAAUAUGAAGCCAUGAAACUUGUCAACAUGCUUGAUAAACUUUCCAGAGAGGAGUUGCUUAAACCAAUGGGACUAAAACCUGAUGGGACAAUAACGCCUUUGGAGGAAGCACUCAACCAGUACUCUGUCAUCGAAGAGACCAGCUCCGACACAGACUAAAGAAGCAUCACCUGCUCAACUCUCCAUAUUGCUUUUAUCAGCAUCUUUUCUCUGCAGCUCCAGGGGAAUCUUUCUGGAAAACAUUUAUGCCCUUGCUUUGGCUAGAAACACAUUAACUGGUUUACUCAUUGAGAAUCCAGCAUAUUUAAGAGGUGAUCCUGUGUUUUCUGCACCAUCGAGGCAUUCAUACAGAGCUGCAGUUAGGCAGAGCCGCAGGGGCUAGACCCAGGCGUAGAGGAGCCGGGCGGAACGCAGGACGUCCCUCUGUAAAGCAGCCCUGGUUGGAGCUGGCACUUGUGUUGCCAGGAUUCUUAGUUGAAGAUUUAGCCACGUCCUUCCUCAACUUGCAUAAGCUCCGCUCUGAGUCUCCAGCAGCCAGAGGCGCACGAGCUGGGGGAGCUGGCAAACCAGGGCUGAGGCAAGUGACUCUGGAGACCAGCGCUGACGGGAUGGAAGCCAGCUGCUGCUCUGUAACUUAGCCCACACUUCAUUUCAAUUUUAUACGAAUGUGGAAGCACACACCCAAACACACACAGCCCCCCCACCCCCAGACUUACAAACGGAUCACACUCGUUUGUACGUCACUUAGCUAAAACUUCAGAACACACUUCUCCCUGUGAGGAGUUUUAACGAUGGUUUCGUUCCAGGCAGCUACACAUGCCUAUUUAUUCCUCACGUUCCUCAACACUACUACCGUAGAACUGGACCACCAUCUGCACCAUGGCACUGAGCGUGCGUUCUGAGGUCUCUCGCGGUGCCUAGCACACUCAUCCUCCAGCCCAGCAGAGAGGGUGGGACCCCCUGAGAGUGGGAGUUCUGUGGCCUGUGCCAGGAAUAAGGGGCCAGCACCUACUUGUACAUAAACGUCAUUCAUGUGCCACAUGUUUUAAACAGGGGCCGAUGUGUGUGCUUGUGUGUGUGGAUUCUACCCUUCUGUCAGAUGGACUCAGUUUAAUAGCAACUUUAUUUAUUUAAUUAAGAAAAAAAGAAACACAGAUUGUUACUAUUAAACUGAUUAAGGCUGUUCCCUUUAACUCUUAGGACUGGUCAUGUGAAGAAGUAGAAAUGCAAUCACACGUCCACAGUGGCCCAGUUGAUCAGUGGCUAAAGUUGAAGAGGGGUUGGUUUCUUUUUAUACGUACGUAUGUAUGUGUAUCUACCCAUACACAUGCAUACACACCCACACAGACCAUGUGCUUAACCACUGCCUUUUAAAACAUUAAAUUAAAUAAAACAUUGGGGUUGAUUGAAUUUAGCCAUCUGUGUUUUUCUUUGUGGAUAUAUGGGUUAAACAACACAAGCUUUUUAAAAGUGCUUCUUCAGCCAUUAUCUCACCUGUCAUCAAAAUAGCCUUUUUAAGGACAGACACAGCAUGCAUCAUGUUAGUGAAAAUGACAUUUAUUCAGCAUUACUUCUCUGGCAAAGCCACAGACUGGGAAUUGAGCCUUAAAAGUUUCUCACAGCUUCAUUUUAUAGGUGAGAUCUUCAAGAAUGUCACUCUUCUCCUCUUUGCUGAAAUUUGCAUACAUUUUUAACAUGUUUGUUUAGUUAUAUGGCUUUCAAACCCCAGCCACCCCCCAAAGAUAAAGAAGAGCCGUUUGCUGGAUUGAAGGUGGCGGCAGCGUAGUGAGAGCAGCAGGAGGCGGGCUGGGAGCCUACAUCAGCCACGUGCGCACAGAGGUCCUUCGUACGUCACAGGCUUUAAAUGGGGCUCAGUGUGCACCAGGGUGAGAUGAAUGAAAACACCGCGUAAGGCAGAGCAAACCUGCGUCCACCCAGGUAGUGUAUGUGGGGUAGCAUGGGCCGCAGCCUGAUGUUCACAGGAGUGAUUGGAGCUUCUUUAAAGGAAUAAGCUCAGCAUACUGGAUAAUAAACUAGAAAGGAUUGAGUACAUUUUAGGAUUUUCAUCCAAAAUUGUUGAAGGAGAGCUGGUUGUGAUCCACGUUUUAACCAACAGCAAAUAAAAUUUCUUUUUUCAUUUGGCAAUUCAUAAUUUCAGAUUGUAAUUUUAGAGCAGUAUUUUUGUUAUUUAAUUCUUCAAAUAUAUUUUAAAGUGUUUUUAUAAUUUUUGUAGUCAGCUUUGGCAUGAGUGCCAGCCUACAAAAAUGGAGAUGUAUCUAAUUAAGGACCAUGUCUCUGCAGAGUAAGUGUUUGAACAGGUCUGCUUUAGUAGCUGUGUUCCUCAGCUUCCAGUGGGUUCCGUUUCAUUGUGCAUUACUCUGUGGUGGGCACUUAAUUUGUUUUGUUUUGUUUUGUUUUUGCUCAAGAGAGCAAAAUGUGCAAAGGGAGAAAAUGAGAGUGGCCUCGCCCUGCACACAGAAACAGAACGCUCAGCACCGGGCUCUGUAUCUUCUGUAACUCCCUGUCUCGUGAGAGAGCCUCUCCAGAGAAUCUCCCCUCAGUCCACCAGCCUGGCAGCCAGGGAGACUCCAACUCUGAGGCCUGACUCCCACUACCACUCCUCCUUCCCCUGCCAGGCUGAGUGCUCAGACCACAAACCCACGGGCUUAGGGAUGUGGACAGCAGCGUAGGCUAGUGAGGGGGUCAUGCUCAAGCCAUUUUAAGCAAUAACAUUUGGGCAGAAUCAGUCUCAGGCCCUUUUCCAGCAGGCAAGUGCCUGCAGUGGAAGUGCUCUAGACAUCAGAUGAAGUCUGACAUCCCUUAGGAUAGGUCAGAGGCCAGUGGUGCAGGCUGUCCAUCCUGGGGUGCUGGUGGCAGGGCCCAUGGUGAUCGGAAUUCACUGGCCACUGCACUUUGCAAUCCCUCUGCCAUACCACUGACUUUGGGAAUGGAAGCGUGUGUCCUAAAACCCAGCAUUUGAGCAGCUGCUGUAGAGGACCCAUCUCCAGAUGUUGUGACCCUUUCAACUCCCUGGUGGUCCUGCACCUAGGGCAGAUGUUACUGUCCCUUCUUUAUAAACGAAGAUACAGGUUGAAACCAUACCAGUGACUAAACACCUUAGUGCCACAUCUGUCUUGCUGCCUCCUUUUACUAGGUGUCAGUUGCAUUGACUUCCUUUUUUCCAGUGACAAUAAAAUCUUAUAUGUUCCUUGUAGAAAGUUUGGGGAAAAAUGCAGAAGACAGUAAAAAUUAAAUAAUUUACCUGGAGUCCCACCACCCUGAGAUAAUCACUGUUAAAUGUUGUAGUGUAUUUCCUUCCUGUAUGUUUUCUAUGCAUAUAUAAUUUAUUUUACUACACGAUGGGAUCAUGCUGUAUUUACAGAUCUGUAUCCUGCUUCCUAAACAUGUUGUGAGCAUUUUCCCAUGUCAAUAAAUAUUCUUCAAAGUUAA
Jaculus jaculus (lesser Egyptian jerboa) is the source of this 5029-nucleotide messenger RNA. It is a transcript of the gene Ric8b, whose product is annotated as RIC8 guanine nucleotide exchange factor B. NCBI's taxonomy places the organism in Eukaryota, Metazoa, Chordata, Mammalia, Rodentia, Dipodidae. Gene Ontology annotation, cellular component: plasma membrane; cytoplasm. Gene Ontology annotation, biological process: G protein-coupled receptor signaling pathway. The record is from RefSeq and is a predicted model, not a curated record. Gene Ontology annotation, molecular function: guanyl-nucleotide exchange factor activity; G-protein alpha-subunit binding. The transcript is spliced from 10 exons. The coding region runs from base 56 to 1738 and encodes 560 amino acids.